AUGAAGCUCAUCCGCAACGUCCUUUGGAUCGCCCUGCUUGCCGCCGGUGGAGCCGAAAGCCAGAGACCAAUCCUCUAUCCUGGAGAUGUGUCCAAGGAAAUCUCUUGGAAAGAACUUACAUGGCACAUCGAGGCCUUCACCCGCUUUGCGAAAGUCGAGGGAAGCCGCUCUUUGGGAACCUUGGCCUUUCUCCUGUCUGCAGAUUACACCGUUCGGGGAAUCAACCACUGUGGGACUUUCGCCAAGCUUGAGAUCCGGAAACACCAUUUUAUCUAUUCAAAUACAAGCAGCAUCUCGCUCAAGGGCCCGGACGGCGACCCUGUGAACGUCACUUCGGUGAAAUACAACACCCGCACGUGGUCUAAAGGCUUCCGCUCAGCCCUCGCCGCAGCCCCGGUCGAUGAAAAGCGCGGAUCCGGCUGCUUCGAGGACCAGUGGAAGGGUAUCAAGUUGAAGGGGAGAAUAGCUCUCAUCAAGGGGGGACAUUGCAAGAUUGCUGACAAAGUUGCGCUGGCCAAGGAGCGUGGAGCCGGAGCCGUCAUCUUGUAUGACCAGCCUCCUCGCUCGGCGCUCAGUUCCGAAACAGCCGGCAAGAUGAUCCCUGUUGCUGUCGUCGACGUCAAAGUGGGCCAGAAGUGGAGCGAGCGGCUCGGGGCUGGUGAGAAGCUCAAGGUCAAGCUGAAGGUGGAAGCGACGAACGAGAAGCUCGAGGCGUUCAACAUGAUCGUCGACACAGCAGUCGGCAGCCCAGACGAUGUCAUAAUGCUUGGCGCUCGCCUUGACAGCACGGCUGGUCCUGGGAUCAACGACAAUGCCUCUGGCAGUUCUGCACUCAUUGAGAUAUUGCGAAGGAUUCACGUCUACAAGGGCCACUCAAGGCGAAUUAGAUUCGCAUUUUGGGGAGGGGAAAUGGGGUCGGCACAGUAUUUGGCUCAACUCAACGAGACAGAGGCCGCCAAGAUCAGGAUUUACAUGGACAUCAACACGAUUGGAACUCACAACCCGACUUGGACGGUGUUUAGCGAUGACGCCAAGGACAGGUUCGCCAGCAAGGUUCUCUUCAACUAUCUCAAGGACACAGGAGGGGUCAACGUCACAUACAGCGAGCCCAAGAACAAUUCCGACUCGGCGCCUUUCCGAAGGCGGGGAAUUCCCUGCACCGGCAUUACCACAGGCGCCGAUAGUUGCCAGAAUUUGGCCUGUGAUACUCUAACGAAUAUCAACAUGGAGGCUAUAUACCUAGCUACACAAGCCGCCACUUUCGGAGCUGCCAGGCUUGCCACCCCGGGACGGACCAAGACGAGCUUGAGCGACUAG
This is a messenger RNA of Hirsutella rhossiliensis, 1317 nucleotides long. Its product is annotated as peptidase family m28 domain-containing protein. NCBI's taxonomy places the organism in Eukaryota, Fungi, Ascomycota, Sordariomycetes, Hypocreales, Ophiocordycipitaceae. The record is from RefSeq and is a predicted model, not a curated record. The transcript has 2 exons. The coding region runs from base 1 to 1317 and encodes 438 amino acids. Gene Ontology annotation, biological process: proteolysis. Gene Ontology annotation, molecular function: metalloexopeptidase activity.